Pelodiscus sinensis (Chinese soft-shelled turtle) is the source of this 960-nucleotide messenger RNA. Its product is annotated as olfactory receptor 52K1-like. Gene Ontology annotation, cellular component: plasma membrane. The record is from RefSeq and is a predicted model, not a curated record. Gene Ontology annotation, biological process: G protein-coupled receptor signaling pathway. Lineage: Eukaryota; Metazoa; Chordata; Testudines; Trionychidae. Gene Ontology annotation, molecular function: G protein-coupled receptor activity; olfactory receptor activity.
AUGUCAGAUUCCAACAAAACUGCCUUCACCAACCCCUCCACCUUCAUCCUGCAGGGGAUCCCUGGACUGGAGGCAGCUCAUGCCUGGAUCUCCAUCCCCUUCUGCACCAUGUACUCCAUAGUCAUCUUGGGAAACUUUGCCAUCCUAUUUAUUGUGAAGAGGGAGGCCAGUCUCCAUGAGCCCGUGUACUAUUUCCUCUGCAUGUUGGCCGUCACUGACCUGGUGCUGUCCACAACCACUCUGCCCAAAAUUCUAGCAAAUUUCUGGUUCAAUUCCAGAGAGAUCGAUUUCAGUGCCUGCCUCACCCAGAUGUUCUUCAUUCACUGCUUCACAGAGAUCGAGUCUGGGAUAUUGGCAGCCAUGGCUUUUGAUCGCUAUGUGGCCAUCUGCCAUCCCCUGAGACAUUCCACCAUCCUGACAAACUCCCUGGUGAUGAAGAUUGGCCUGGUCAUUGUGUUGCGUGGCAGCAUUCUCAUCCUGCCCUGUCCCAUCCUGGCGAGGCAGUGGCAAUAUUGCAGAACCAAUAUCAUCGCCCACACUCAAUGUGAAAACUUGGGUGUGGUGAAGCUGGCCUGCGGCGACACCCGCAUCAGUAGUUACUACGGCAUCUUCGUGCUAUCCUGUAGGAUCAGUCUGGAUGUGGUUUUCAUCAUUCUGUCCUAUAUCCAGAUACUUAGGGCCAUCUUCAGCCUCCCCACAAAGGAUGCCCGGCUCAAGACUUUUGGGACUUGCGGUUCACAUAUCUGUGUCAUAUUAGCCUUUUACAUUCCAACUCUGUUUGGCUCCCUGGUAUCCCGUUUAGGCAGCAAUAUGCCCCCUCACUUCCACAUUCUCCUUGCCAACAUCUACCUCCUGGUUCCCCCCAUGCUGAACCCCAUCAUCUACGGCGUGAGAACCAAACAGAUCCGGGACAGGCUACUCCAAUUCUUUACACCUAAAGGGACUGACAUUUUAUCCUAA